AGUUUAUUCUGCGUUUCAAGCAAAAAUGAAGUCACUGGUUUUAUUUCUGGUUUUUUCGGUGGUACUGGUGGUAAUAUCAUGUGCCAACGCCGAAGAUUACUCAUUUACUGAAGCCGCUCCGACAACGACAGAAUCUCCAUCAGUUCCCCAACGGUCAUGGACGGACUUCACCAAGUUUUUAAGGAGCAGCAGUACAGGAAACAAGUUCUACUUUUUCUUUUAACUAAAAAAAAGAUUUUCAAUAAAAAAAAUCCUACUUGUCAUUCGCAAAAUGUGAAUUAUUUUAUUUUGUAAACGUAUAAACAUACAAUUUCUUCAAGACUUGGCAAGAUGUUUGGUACCAGCAUUUUUAAAUUAAUAAAGAAAUUUAAAGAAGCAGUA
Molecule: messenger RNA, 381 nt
Organism: Drosophila elegans
Lineage: Eukaryota; Metazoa; Arthropoda; Insecta; Diptera; Drosophilidae
Exons: 1
Coding region: 26-223 (65 amino acids)
Source: RefSeq, a predicted model, not a curated record